This is a messenger RNA of Uranotaenia lowii, 2636 nucleotides long. Its product is annotated as ATP-binding cassette sub-family F member 3. The record is from RefSeq and is a predicted model, not a curated record. Lineage: Eukaryota; Metazoa; Arthropoda; Insecta; Diptera; Culicidae. Gene Ontology annotation, molecular function: ATP binding; ATP hydrolysis activity. Bases 231 to 2366 code for a protein of 711 amino acids. The transcript has 6 exons.
CGAGCGCAGCAUUUUCUUUUGACCUGUCAACCUUAUUGGCGAAACGGGUUCGCUCGCACGCAUCCAGCAAUUUGUCCCGUUUUCGGCCGCAGUUUUCCCGGAAUCCGCACCAGCCGUGUGCUCACGAAUCCGGAUUUCCCUUUCAAGUGUACCGGAAACGGAAGCCAGCUUCGCAACAUCGCGUUUUCCAGAUUUAGAUCGAAUCUUUUGCCGGAACUUAACGGAUUCCAAUGACGGCCUGUACCGAGGUGCUGAAACGGGAAUUCCCUUCCAUCGAUGGGGAGCUGCUGACCUAUGUCGAAGAUGUUCUUCAGAGUGGCAAGGAUGAGUUCGAAAACGGGGAAGAGGUGUACGAAGCUAUCGGAGCCAUUCUGCACGAGGUUUCCCAGGACAAGAGCGAGGAGGAGGUCAAGCAGUGCUGUGACGUCUUCCUGGAUCUGUUGAAACCGAAAAAAGCGGACAGUGGUGGCGGUGGAGGGUCCACCAAGAUAUUGAACGCUCCCAUUAACCUUAAGGAAGUGGCUGCACAGCAGGACGUCGUUCAGGAUGACAUCCAAAGUAUAUGGGUGGUGCAGCGGGACGACAGCUUGAAGGUGGAUUCCAAAAAGCUGGAGAAGGCUGAAGCAAAGCGGCAGCAAAAGCUGGAAAAGCGCGAUCAAACGGCCAAAACGGCCUCGGUUGCUCCACCGGUUCUUCAGAUGGCGACGGCUUCCCAGGUCAUCAGCAAGAAGGACAACAAACUCGAAGCUAAAGGCACCAACCGAUCGAUGGACAUUCGGAUCGACAAUUUCGAUGUAUCGUUCGGGGACAAAGUUUUGUUACAAAAUGCUGAUCUACAGCUAGCUUUCGGGCGUCGUUAUGGAUUUGUCGGGAGAAAUGGAUUUGGUAAAACUACGCUACUUAAGAUGAUAUCUAGCAAGCAGCUUCAAAUUCCAAGCCACAUUUCCAUUCUUCACGUGGAGCAAGAAGUUGUCGGUGAUGACACACUCGCCAUCGAUAGUGUCCUGGAGGUGGACACGGUGCGCACGGAAUUGUUGCAAAAAGAGAAAGACUUGAAUGCGGCAAUCAAUGCAGGUUCCACUGAUCCCGAACACAGCCACGAGUUGUCAGAAGUCUACAUUCAGCUGCAACAUAUAGAAGCCGAUAAAGCCCCUGCACGUGCCUCCAUCAUCCUGAACGGUCUGGGUUUCACCAAGGAAAUGCAGGCCCGAGCUACCAGAACCUUUUCCGGAGGUUGGCGAAUGAGAUUGGCCUUGGCCAGGGCACUUUUCUCCAAACCAGACCUGCUAUUACUUGAUGAACCUACGAACAUGUUGGACAUCAAGGCGAUCAUCUGGCUUGAAAAUUACCUUCAAAACUGGCCCACAACCCUAUUAGUGGUUUCCCACGACCGUAACUUCCUGGACACGGUACCGACCGAUAUUCUGCAUCUGCACAGCCAACGCAUCGACAACUACAAGGGCAACUACGAACAGUUCGACAAAACGCGUACCGAGAAGCACAAGGCACAACGGCGAGAGUACGAAGCCCAGCUGGCCUACCGGAACCACGUGCAGGAGUUUAUCGAUCGGUUCCGCUACAACGCGAAUCGGGCGGCUAGCGUGCAGUCCAAGAUAAAAAUGUUGGAGAAAUUACCCGAACUAAAGCCGGUUGAGAAGGAAAUCGAGGUGACCAUCAAAUUCCCGGAAGUGGAGCCCUUGAAUCCACCGGUGCUGCAGUUGAACGAGGUUCAGUUCAAGUACCCUGAUGGCAAGGUUAUCUUUACCUCGGUGAACCUGAGCGCCAAUCUGGACUCUCGGAUUUGUAUUGUCGGUGAAAACGGUGCCGGUAAGACAACGCUCCUGAAAAUCGUGAUGGGCAUCCUGCAACCCUCGGGGGGCAUCGUACAUCCGCACCGGGGCCUUCGACUCGGGUACUUCUCGCAGCACCACGUCGAUCAGCUGGACAUGAACGUCAACUGUGUGGAACUGUUGCAGAAUGCUUUCCCCGGAAAACCCAUCGAAGAGUAUCGACGCCAGCUGGGUAGUUUUGGCGUUUCCGGUGAUUUGGCACUACAGGUGGUGGCUUCUCUGUCCGGAGGACAGAAAUCCCGGGUGGCACUAGCGAAACUUUGCAUGGCUCGGCCCAACUUCCUCGUGCUUGACGAACCUACUAAUCACCUGGACAUUGAGACAAUCGAGGCGUUGGGAAAGGCAAUCAACAAGUACACGGGCGGUGUGAUUUUGGUAUCCCACGACGAGCGACUGAUCCGGAUGAUCUGCAAGGAGCUGUGGGUGUGCGGAGGCGGAACCGUUCGCAGCGUGGAGGGUGGUUUCGACGAGUACCGAAAGGUGGUUGAGAAGGAAUUGGAAGCGGCGGCAGCGUAAACCACCGGCCACGGACAAAGGUUUGUAUCGGUUGUUGUUUUCUCGGUGUAAUUUCUCGGUACUUGGUUUGACCAAAUCCCCAAUCAGAUAUGUCGCUACCCCUAAUGAGCCGACACAUUUUUACUCAGCUGCUGCAAGAGCUUGUUGCGGGACAAUUGUGAGCGUGUGACAAACAUAAACGUAUUCUGUAUAACGGUAGGCAAAUAUUGUACAUCAAGAAGUAUAUAGAACAUGUUUAGAAUAUCAGUCAUUAUACACAUUUAUUGAACA